CUGUUUGUCUUAAGCUCACAUUAACUUGCAAACGCAGGCGGGCCCUUAAAUUUUCCAGUUCCCCAAAUUUUCUUCUUCUCUCCUUUGUAUUCUCUCGAGAUUUCUCUCUCUUCUCUUUGGGUUUUAAAUUUUAAAAAUUGAAAUCCUAUCAUUUUUUGAAUUUUUGAAAAAGAUUCAUGUUAAUGGCAACUCUUCUAGCUUCUUCUUCAUGGGUUUAACCUAUUUUUAAUGGGGUUUUGAGAUUCUAGAUCAGCGUCAGCUUAAAACCUAGUUAAGAGACGAUCGUGUUACUGUAUCGAAUGUGUCCUCUUGGGAUUGUUGCUCAAUCUGUUUUGUGUUCGGCAUAUCUAUAUUCUGAAAUAGUUCGUCAAUUUAGUGCUUCAUUUGUCGAGGCUUUUACCUGAAGAAGACUUGAUGAGGAUUUCCCGAGCAUGGUUGAGAUCAAUGUGAAAAUAAGAAUGCCGGAAAGUCUAAAGUGUGCUUUCAGAAAUGAAACCAUUUUGAACCUAAGCAGAUGAAGAUAAGUAGACCUGGUUAAUUUAAUAUUGUUUUCUGUUGUUUUUUUGGUGUAAAUAAUUGAUUGCGUUUGCUUUUAAAUGGGGAUUUCUCUCUCACUUUCUUGUUCUGUUAGUUGGAACCAUGAGCUCUAAGAGUUAAUCACAUCACUAAAGGUAAAAAACAAUAUUUUGGAUGUUGCUGGAUAAAGAGAAUUUUUUAAUAUCCUUUUCUUUCUGUAACUCGGAGUUUAGCUUGAUGGUCAAAUCAAUGAAGCUGUAAUGGAUCACGUGUUGUUAUUUUGUUGUGUGUAAGUAGCUUUGUGUCUUUUAAAGUUCAGUAUUUUGGGGCACCUAAGGGUGUGGCCUAGUGGUUUAUGAAGAGGGUUAAGACACAAGAUCUCAUGUUCAAGUCCUAGCGGAAAGAAUACUAGGUAUCAAGUAGAAUUAGUCGAGGUGCCCAUAAAUGGCCAAGACACCACAAUUAUAUAAGAGAAAGUUCAUUAUUCUGGAUCCUGUGUGCUGAAAUCAAAUAUACUCUCAAGUAACUGAGUUAUUUUGCAUCAUAUGAGGUGUAACUGAAAAUUUAAGACAUAUCUUUUUAUCAACUUCUGCAUGCUUAUUUUAUCAUCAACUAUGGAGGUAUAUAACCAUAUUUGAUGGAAUACUCGGCAUAUGCAGGGAUUAACAGCAUUACAAGAGCAAUGACAACUGUAAGUCCUUAUUUUGAUGACUUGCGAUGUCAACCUGAGGUCAUUCAUCCUCCACAAAACGAAGACUGCAUGGACAUUGGUGAACAUAUGAAUGAGCCUGCUCAACAUACAGCAAAACCUAAUGUGACUGUUUCCAGUAGUGUUCGUGAAUUGUUGGAAUGCCCUGUAUGCUUAAAUGCUAUGUAUCCACCCAUCCAUCAGUGUUCCAACGGUCACACACUGUGUUCUGGUUGCAAACCUAGGGUUCACAAUCGCUGUCCAACAUGUCGGCAUGAACUUGGUAAUAUCCGAUGUCUUGCGUUGGAGAAGGUUGCUGCAUCUCUUGAACUCCCAUGUAAAUACCAGAACUUUGGAUGCAUAGGCAUCAUUCCUUACUACAGCAAGCUAAAGCAUGAGUCCCAAUGCUCCUUCAGACCCUAUAAUUGUCCCUAUGCGGGAUCAGACUGCACUGUCAUCGGUGACAUACCAUAUAUAGUUGCCCAUCUAAAAGAUGAUCACAAAGUUGACAUGCACAUGGGCAGUACUUUCAACCAUCGCUAUGUGAAGUCAAAACCCCAUGAAGUGGAAAAUGCUACAUGGAUGCUCACAGUUUUCAGUUGCUUUGGUCAGUACUUCUGUUUACACUUCGAAGCAUUUCAACUUGGAAUGGCACCAGUUUAUAUUGCAUUUUUACGGUUCAUGGGUGAUGAUGAAACAGCAAAGAACUUUAGCUACAGUCUUGAAGUAGGAGGCAACGGAAGGAAGCUGAUUUGGCAAGGGGUACCUCGAAGCAUCAGGGACAGUUACCGUAAGGUUCGAGACAGUUUUGAUGGCCUCAUCAUUCAGCGUAAUAUGGCGCUCUUCUUUUCUGGUGGAGACCGGAAAGAACUGAAGCUCAGAGUUACUGGUAGGAUAUGGAAAGAACAAUGACGUCCAUUGUAGCAGUACACUUGUAGUUGUAGCAGUUGAUGUACUGUUUUAGUCCAAGAAGUAGGUUUUUAUUUAUCUAGCAAUCAGUUAAAAGUCUUCUGAUCAAUGUAUUUUCUUGAACAAGAAGCAACCUCUCUUUGCUUUGUCCAUGAUUAAAAUACAUUAGUGAGAAGGCCUACGUCAGUUUGUAGAAUGUGUCUUGCUGUAGGUUGUGUAUUACUUACUGUCACAGUAAAAAAUCUGUAUCCAUGAAAGUUCUCUUUAUUGAAAUUCAAUAAGUUAGUUUAACCAAAAGGGGACAAGUAAAUAAAGCACUUGUUUGUUCA
This is a messenger RNA of Solanum lycopersicum (tomato), 2442 nucleotides long. Its product is annotated as E3 ubiquitin-protein ligase DIS1. Gene Ontology annotation, cellular component: cytoplasm. Gene Ontology annotation, biological process: multicellular organism development; ubiquitin-dependent protein catabolic process. The record is from RefSeq and is a predicted model, not a curated record. Lineage: Eukaryota; Viridiplantae; Streptophyta; Magnoliopsida; Solanales; Solanaceae. Gene Ontology annotation, molecular function: ubiquitin protein ligase activity; protein binding; zinc ion binding.